AUGUUCCGUUUCCUCACUCGAGCACCUCGUUCCAAACCUUACAACUGUUGCUUGCUUCGAAAAGCACAACAUCUUUCACCACACCACCAAGUACAACACUCGUACCACCAGUUCCUCACCAUGACUGAGAUUACCCACCCCACCAUCAAGGAUGGAUGGUUCCGCGAGAUCAGCGACAUGUGGCCAGGCCAGGCCAUGACCCUCAAGGUCAACCAGGUCGUCCACCACGAGAAGAGCAAGUAUCAAGAUGUGCUCAUCUUCGAGAGCUCCGACUACGGCAUGGUCCUCGUCCUCGACAACGUCAUUCAGUGCACCGAGCGCGAUGAGUUCUCCUACCAAGAGAUGAUCACCCACCUGGGCAUGUUCUCUCACCCAAACCCAAAGAAGGUGCUCGUCAUUGGCGGAGGUGACGGCGGUGUCCUCAGAGAGGUGGUCAAACACGAGAGCGUUGAAGAGGCAAUCCUGUGUGACAUUGACGAGGCAGUCAUUCGUCUUAGCAAGAAGUACCUUCCAGGCAUGAGCGUUGGCUUCAACCACCCUAACGUGAAGGUCCAUGUUGGUGAUGGCUUCAAGUUUCUGGAGGACUACAAGGACACCUUUGAUGUGAUCAUCACCGACAGCUCCGACCCAGAGGGCCCAGCGGAGGCUCUCUUCCAGAAGCCGUACUUCGAGCUUCUCCACGGUGCUCUGCGUGAAGGCGGCAUCAUCACCACCCAAGGUUCCGAGAACCCAUGGUUGCACUUGAAUAUGAUUGAGAACCUCAAGAAGUCCGUCAAGACCAUCUUCCCAGUCGCCGAGUACGGCUGGACCACCAUCCCAACCUAUCCAAGCGGCCAGAUCGGCUUCAUGGUCUGCUCCAAGGACGGCAAAUCCAACGUCAAGAAGCCACUUCGCACCGUCAGCGAGGCUGAGGAGGACAAACUCUUCAAGUACUACAGCAGCAAGGUGCACGAGGCCGCUUUCGUUCUGCCAAAGUUCGCGGAGAAGGCUCUUCGUUAG
Molecule: messenger RNA, 999 nt
Organism: Fulvia fulva
Lineage: Eukaryota; Fungi; Ascomycota; Dothideomycetes; Mycosphaerellales; Mycosphaerellaceae
Product: Spermidine synthase
Exons: 2
Coding region: 1-999 (332 amino acids)
Biological process (GO): spermidine biosynthetic process
Cellular component (GO): cytosol
Molecular function (GO): spermidine synthase activity
Source: RefSeq, a predicted model, not a curated record